Coccidioides immitis RS is the source of this 657-nucleotide messenger RNA. RefSeq lists its product as uncharacterized. Gene Ontology annotation, molecular function: DNA binding; protein heterodimerization activity; structural constituent of chromatin. Gene Ontology annotation, cellular component: nucleosome. The record is from RefSeq and is a predicted model, not a curated record. Gene Ontology annotation, biological process: rRNA transcription. Lineage: Eukaryota; Fungi; Ascomycota; Eurotiomycetes; Onygenales; Onygenaceae. The coding region runs from base 1 to 657 and encodes 218 amino acids. The transcript is spliced from 4 exons.
AUGGGUCAUGUUAAGAGGAGAAUCCCUGCCCCUGUCCCCCCAUUCAAAAUUGGAAGGCUGGCACUCAUAUGUGCCAUCAAGGAAAUCCACUACUUCCAGAGCUCUACCAAGCUAAUCUUGCUGGUGGCCCUGUUCCAGCAAUUGGUUUGGGAAAUUACUUUGUUCUGUCAUCAAGAACAUGAAUAUUGCUGGCAACAUACUGCUAUUAAGUCACUUCAGAAGACAGCUGAAGCAAUCUUGUGCACUCUGUUUGAGUGCUCUGUUAUGGCAAUGGUGCACUAUAAGCAUGUUACAGUUAACAUCAACAAUAUGAAGCUUGUUCUUGGUAUCAGUGCUAAAAUUGGGUCAAACUAUUUCAGCCUGAUUGAUACAUCUGAUCACUCCACCCCUGUCACCACCAUCUGCUGCCUGCAUGCUGCUCCCACCCCACCAACUACUGCUGCUGCCACUCCACCACCACCACUACUGCCCACCACUACCUUCCUGCCUCCCCCUGGUGCUGUCAGGGUCUCUGCCCAUCAAAUGGCAGAUAUUAGAGCCCCUGUCCAGUUCACAAAGCCAGUUCUGGAGGAGCAGGAGAAGAAGGAGGAGGAGAAGAAGAAGAAGAGGGAGGAGAAGAACAAUAAUGAUAAUGAAGAUGAUGAUGAUGAUGAUUAA